Messenger RNA from Eublepharis macularius, 1659 nucleotides. It is a transcript of the gene TAFA5, whose product is annotated as TAFA chemokine like family member 5. The record is from RefSeq and is a predicted model, not a curated record. The transcript is spliced from 4 exons. Gene Ontology annotation, molecular function: G protein-coupled receptor binding; receptor ligand activity. Bases 1 to 399 code for a protein of 132 amino acids. NCBI's taxonomy places the organism in Eukaryota, Metazoa, Chordata, Lepidosauria, Squamata, Eublepharidae. Gene Ontology annotation, biological process: G protein-coupled receptor signaling pathway.
AUGGCUCCAUCUCCCAGGAGGGGCCGCCGGAAAGAUGCCAACGCUCUGCCGAGCGCCUCCUCGACUUUCUGGGCAGUUAUGAUCUUGGUGGGCCUCCUCAUCGCCUACUGCAGUCAGUUGGCUGCAGGUACAUGUGAAAUUGUUACUUUGGACAGAGAUAGCAGUCAGCCUCGAAGGACUAUAGCCCGACAAACAGCUCGUUGUGCAUGUAAAAAAGGACAGAUUGCCGGCACGACAAGAGCAAGGCCAGCCUGCGUUGAUGCACGCAUUAUAAAAACAAAACAGUGGUGUGAAAUGCUUCCAUGUUUAGAAGGAGAAGGCUGUGAUUUGCUAAUCAAUAAAUCAGGCUGGACCUGUACACAACCAGGGGGGAGGAUAAAGACAACUACGGUCUCCUGACAAAUGCAGCAACAGAGGAGCCUUGUAGAAGUUUUUAGGCUCUGCGGGGGCUACAUUCCCUAAUCAAGUUUCACUGCUGUGGAUCAUCAUACAUUCUAUGUCAUCAGUCCGACUGUCUGUUUCUCUGUAUUUCAUGAAAGACAGCAUAAUUCUACAUCAUGAGCUAAAGUCUGUUCUACCGUACUCAAGAGCACUGGACUUAAGGAAUAAGAGGUAUAAGAGAAAUGCUUGGGCAUUAGCAAUACAAAAACAACCCCCCUCCCAAAAAAAUCAGUUCAUGGUUAACGUCUCAUCUGUGUUCCGCACCACUGCUGGACUUGAUCAGUUCUCAGGUUUUAAUCUGAAGAAUCAGCCACAGUGGAGAGAGUUUUCAUCCCAAUCAGCCUUAGAGAAGACUGCUUUUGUCUACAGGAGGACAGACACUAAGGUGCAAAGGAGAAGUCUCUUCUUGUGCCCUAGACUGCCUGAAUUGCUUUUAUUUUCUUAUGUUUCAGUAUAUACAAUAGACCAAAGAGCAAAAAUCUAUUUUAAAGUGGACAAAUGGGACUGUUAACAGAGUUAUUUGGGUUCAGCGGCAUGGGGGCCACACUCCGCGAAUACAGCUCACGAAGGGCUGCAGCGUUACUGACCGGCAGAAGUCUUUAUGGAUUACUGCAGAAAACGCUGGAACUGCUCUUAGGAAAAAAUACACUAAAGCCCGCAAUGGAACAUGGAGAGAGAAGGAUCGUUCUUCAACAACGAAACAGAACUUUGAUUAGAAACGACACAAACUGUCUACGCACCACCUUUACUCCUCUGUGCUUAGAUUGACUUCUCGUACUAAAAUCAUUUUGAGUUUAACCAGUUCAACAUGCCUCUUCUAUGGUUCCAUUUUUUUGAUCGUUAAAAGUUGGAUAAUACAGUAUUUGCAAAGAGCAUGUUUGGUCAUUUGUGGCCUAUGUCUCAUCUGACACACCAUUUAGCACCAGAAAGCAAAUCCGAGUUGGGGGGGGGGGGGAGUAACACUUGUUUGAAAGAGAUCAUUAAAUGUAUUUUGAAAAGCCUAAAGUUAUAUAUUUAACAGUUUUUAUAUGUUGUAUAUUUGUAGAAAAUCCUAUUUAACAAUUAACGUGGAAACUCUGGCGGUCAUGAAAAAAAAAGAACGACUCAGAGUUAAGUUGUUGUUUUAUUACUUCAGUUGUCUCUGAAGUGACUGGUGUAGUUUGCUUUCCUCCAUUGGGACAUUCUGGAUGUAAAGCAUGACCAGAGAGGACUCUGUAG